Notechis scutatus (mainland tiger snake) is the source of this 1460-nucleotide messenger RNA. Lineage: Eukaryota; Metazoa; Chordata; Lepidosauria; Squamata; Elapidae. The record is from RefSeq and is a predicted model, not a curated record.
CGUAGCCACCCCGAAAAUUAUGAAGCCAAAGUAUACUUGGCAGAGAUUCUCCAUAGGAAAGAUAAUGAAAGGGCGCGGCAUCUUGCCAACGAUGUGGUGCAGAACAGUCUCAACCCAGAACUCCUGAGAAUUGCCGCCAAGGUUCAUAAGUUCCACUUUCUCUCCGAGGCCAUUUCCACCCUCAAGAAGGCCAUUUCCCUCUGCGGUGAUUACUAUCUCCUGUACUACGACCUAGGCAUCUGUUACAUGGAUCUCUUAGAUCGAGGAUUCAAGGGGAACCGAGAGGAGAUCGUGGAGGAGGCCAUUGGGUGCAUGAAACGGGCUCUGGAAGCCAAUCCUGAAUCUAUGUUUUCCCAGCUGAAGCUGGCGAAGUUGUACGGAGAACGGUGCCAGCUUUAUGAGGAGGAGGUGUACCUGGGCGUGAUGGAGGCCCUGCCAACCGCCAGCAAGAGGUGCCAGCAGUCUUUCUAUAUUCAUUGGGGGGAUUUCCUCAUCCGGAAGAAGGGCCAGAGGCAGGCAGCGUUGCGGGCGUACGAGGCCUGCUUGGAGGUGCCCGGGGACCACCCUCUGGAGCGGAAGCAGUUGGAGCAGCGUCUGAAAGAGCUGGCCAGGGUCUUCCAUUUUGAAGGCGAGACGGAACAAGAGAGAGUUGUCCGCCGUCUGCUGCAUGAAAUGGAAGCAAAGCAUCAGGGGGUGCCAUCUGCAGGCAUUGCCUCAGCCUCACGCAACCAUCCCUAGGAGCCAGCUGGGGCCAUCGGGGUGCCGCAGACCCAAAUGGCUGGUGGUCCCUCUCAGCCCUGAGCUGCUCCUUCCUGGGGUGUUGCUGGAAAGGAAAAUAGCGUUUGUUAAAACCUCUUCUUCAUUUUCUUCCUUCCCCUCUUUAGUGCCUGAUUACUCCAGGGUGCACUCUGAACAAUUCUACAACUCUGCUGUUUGCAGAUAAAAACCUGGUUGCAACGUACAAGAUUGUGCCAGGUUCUAUGCAUGGGCACUUAAAAAAAAUCCACCCGAGCGUGACUCAUGCCACAAAGUAGAAUUCAGAACGAUCUAGUUAAGAGGUUUCCAAAAUGGAUAACUUUAAGACUUGUGGACUUCAACUCCCAGAAUUCCUCAGCUCUGCUACCUGAAUUCUGGGAGUUGAAGUCCACAAGUCUUAAAAGUUGCCAAGGUUGGAGCCCCUUGAUAUAUAGUUCCUCGAACUGAAGUGCUCUGUGUUGGGAUGGAUUCCAUGUGCCAUCCGCUAACCGUUUCCCCUACCGCCAUCUAAUGCUCCUACCCCUCCUCUUCCCUUUUGUCUUUUGCUGUUGCCAUAUAGACAUAUCCUUUGAUCACUUUUAGCUUUCCAAAAUUGUUAUUUUCUUGAGUGAGUUGUAUUUUUAAUGGCCUCACUGUCUUUAUGGGGUUCUUUGACCAUAAUAAAGACUGGAUUACUGUUAAGGCACUGAAUAAUACCUUGAGAU